Molecule: messenger RNA, 3155 nt
Organism: Symphalangus syndactylus (siamang)
Lineage: Eukaryota; Metazoa; Chordata; Mammalia; Primates; Hylobatidae
Gene: SMIM8
Product: small integral membrane protein 8
Source: RefSeq, a predicted model, not a curated record
GCGAAAGGUAAGCGGCGGCUUCGCUGGUGCUGAGUGGUUGGGCGCCGGCCUGGAGGGGACGGGGCGGCAGCACCAUCAAGCUCCCGUCUCUGCCCUUCCCGGCUGCCCUGCCGGCCUCCCUCCCAGGGAGGCAGCGUCCUCUCGGGCAGCCCAAAUCUUUGCCUCUCCGUGGACUCCCUCUACCCGCACCCCAAGUCGGUGGAGCUCUCUGGCCCCACAGAGCCCAUUUCCCGUACUCACCUUGCGGGCCCCAGACAGUCUGUUCGGUGCUUCAUCCAUGGACACCCUCACCCCGAGAACUCUCUCGUUUCCUGCAGUUUCUUAGUGUCCUGGCUCACGAGACUCAUAGGGGAACAUGGUGUUUUCAGGAGACGCCGCUUUUCUUUUGUCGUAGUGCGGACACUUGUGCUUUUUCAGCCCUGCAGCACAAUGUGUAGAACUGAACUGAAUGCAGUUUCUUUUGGAGGCGUCCAGUGCAUCUGUCUUUGAGUAAGCCUUCGGCAGCAAACAGUAGUCCAUGACACUGGGGGAAGCCAGAUACGACUCAGAUUGUCAGUCCUCAGGCUGUCGCCAGCAAAGCCUUUCCCCUUUUUUCAGGACAGUACUACAUCCAAGAGGUGGAAGGAUACUUUUGUUUUGUUUUGUUUUGUUUUGGGUUGUGUUGUGUUCAGAGUUUCGCUCUGUCGCCCGGGCUGGAGUGCAGUGGCGCGAUCUCCGCUCACCGCAACCUUCACCUCCCGGGUUCAGGUGAUUCUCCUGCCUCAGCCUCCCGAGGAGCUGGGAUUACAGGCCCGCGCCACCACAUCCGGCUAAUUUUUGUAUUUUUAGUAGAGAUGGGGUUUCACCAUAUUGGACACGCUGGUUUCAAACUCCUGACCUCAAGUGAUCCUGACCUCAAGCGAUCCACCAGCUUCGGCCUCCCGGAGUGCUGGGAUUACAGGCGUGAGCCACCCAGCCCGGCAGGAAAGAUACUUUUCUAGAAAGUAUAUUUUACCUUAAAAACAACAUAUAUAUAAUCAAUUUUAAAAACUUAAGUGAUUAUAAUUUUUUUCUUAAAUAUUGUAAUAUACAUGCAAAGGCCUUUUAUCAAGAGUAAGAUGGGGUGAGGUGGUGAAAUAUUGGUGGUCUGGAAAUUGGGAGACCUAGGUGAUCGCACCCUCCUGGUAAAGACAUCUCCUUGGGUCUGGGUUUCUCAGAAAGGAGUUUAGAAGGGAGAGUUAGACUAAAUGCCCAUUUGUGUUGCUAUAAAGGAAUACUGAGACUGGGCAGUUUAUGAAGAAAAGAAGUUUAUUUGGUUCAUGGUUCUGCAGGCUGUACAGGAAGCAUGGUGUCAGCAUCUGUUUCUGAUAAUAAAUCAUCAUUGAUCAAGAUGUCUUCAGCACCUGAGCCUCCAACAUUCAAAAAGGAACCACCCAAAGAGAAAGACUUUCAAAGCCCAGGGCUCAGAGGGGUGCGCACAACAACCUUAUUUCGUGCUGUGAAUCCAGAGCUCUUCAUUAAACCUAACAAACCUGUAAUGGCUUUCGGAUUGGUAACUCUUUCACUUUGCAUGGCAUAUAUUGGUUACCUACAUGCAACACAAGAGAAUAAAAAGGACCUCUAUGAAGCUAUUGAUAGUGAGGGGCACAGUUAUAUGAGGCGGAAAACAUCCAAAUGGGAUUAGUAGUGCUGGUUACUGCAGAUGGACCUUUAUUAAGGGUUCCGAAAUCUUCAAAUGAAAGACCUUGUGAGUGUAGAGUAUCAUGUUUCUUGUUCUAGAACAUGCUAAUGGAGAGAGAAGAUAGCAGUUGCAACCAGACAACUGUCGUAAAUUUUGUCCUUUCACAGCUGCAGCCAUUAUCUCAUUCUUUUUCCACAGAGCGAGCGUCAUAAUAUUUUUCUUUCCUUACCUCUUAUAAAAGUGCCAUGAGAAUGGAAGUUGUUUUUGUUAAUUAUUAAAUUCUGUAUAAUAAAAGUACCCAUGCUGUUAAAUUUGCAUGAUGUUUUAAAUAUUUUAAGGUGAAUUAUGCCGGUGCAGCUGUCGUGAAAGUUUACUUGUGUUUUGCUACUUGCAAAGGAAAUGUUCAUGUUUUCCCUGGCAUAGAACCUAUAUUUUUAAAGAAAGAUAAAUAGAAAUUUUAAAGCCUGAAGUCAAUAUUAAAAAUAUGAGAUAUGAGAAACUGAGUUGGCUCUGACAAGUAGUUUUUAUAGUGUCACAAAUGGUUCAUAUAUUUCAGUUUCUAUUUUAGCUAUAUUUGGGGCAGAAUUUUAUUUUAAUGGAAAAGAUCCUUCCACUCAGCUACUAAAAUAAGGAUUAAGAAUAUCCCAGAGUAAUUGGAGUUUUUCUUUAAAAAAAAAAAAAAAGUAUGUUUUACUGAGGUAUGAUGAUUUUGACAACUAAAUAUUAUCUAUUUUAGUUUUUGUUUCUGUUAAUUAAUGUUAAUUAAUUUUGUUUAUGUUAAUUUAUGUUACAGUAAUGUUAUAAACAUAAGACCAAGUGUUCUUAUAGUUAUUUAAAAACUACAACUACUCAAUAGAUAAGGAAUAGAUAAGGUCUCCUUAUUGUACCAGGUUUACCUUACAUACUUUUUUUUCUUUUGAAGUUUAUAUGCCAGCAGGCCUUUUUGUUUUUUUCCUUUUUAGAAUGUUUCUUACUCUCUGAAGCAUCAGCAUUUUGAAGUGUCUUUUAUGGAAGUGGGGACAGAAAUGGGGGUAAAAAUGAGUGUAAACAAAGCCCAGCCCCACGGUCAGCACCCACUGCAGGCGAGCAGCAGAAUGGCCUUGGUUGUCCUGGCACCUGGCCCAGGGGCCUAGGACAGAGGUCAAGGCUAGGCCCCUGUGUCUGGCCAGAUUCUGCCUUAUGGAAUUCAAAUCUUUCUCACAAGGAUUCUGGACCUGCUUCAUUUCUAGAUAUACACCUAAUUCUCCAAAUCAUUGUAAUUGGGCCUCAGUAGUAAAUCUCAUCUCUGAAGUCUUGCUUCAGUCGCUAUUAAUAUUACCAAGUAAUAAUAACAGCACAGCAGAGUUUAUAAUAAUGUUAUUUUUAAUUUGUCAUACUUUAUUGUGGUUUUGUAAGGUACAUGACAAUGUAAUUAUGUGUGAUUUGUAGGUAUUAUAGAACUUAGCUAAUUGAAUUUACAUGGAACUAAAUAAAAUCUGUACUACUGAGCCCCAAA